Messenger RNA from Limulus polyphemus (Atlantic horseshoe crab), 937 nucleotides. RefSeq names its product deoxynucleotidyltransferase terminal-interacting protein 2-like. The coding region runs from base 13 to 873 and encodes 286 amino acids. NCBI's taxonomy places the organism in Eukaryota, Metazoa, Arthropoda, Merostomata, Xiphosura, Limulidae. Gene Ontology annotation, molecular function: RNA binding. Gene Ontology annotation, cellular component: nucleolus. The record is from RefSeq and is a predicted model, not a curated record. The transcript is spliced from 7 exons. Gene Ontology annotation, biological process: RNA processing.
AACAUUUUUAAUAUGGCGCUUGCCAGUUCAAGCAUAAGUCUGGAAUCACAAUAUUUAAAGCAUUUGACAAACGUGUUAGACAGACAAAUUCAAAAUUCGGAUUCUUCAAGUGAAGAAACAAGUGAUGAAGAAGUCUGUGAUCAUACAUCAUCUUUCAUUGUGGAUACAAAGCCAAGUACCUCCUCUUGUUGUGGUACAGAGUUACUAAAAACAAAAAAAAAUAAAAUGAUUGAAUAUAGAAAAGAACAAUCAGGAACAGUAGAUAAACAGUUUCAGCUGGCUUCAACAUUACAUUCAGAGAUAGAUGUGAAUGAUGUAUAUGUGAAUGCAUAUCCAGGAAAGAAGACAGAAGAGAGCGUAAAGAAGAACAAAAUAUUAAGUCUCAGAGCAUCUACUGAAGAUGAGCUAUUGAAGAAGAGUGUAUUACAACCUGGCUAUGAAAAACAGUUUACUGUACCUCCAUAUAUUGAACGUGUGUGCAACUUAAAGAAGCAAAGAAGGGAAGAGCGUAAGAAAAGUAAAGGAUCUAAGUGGUACAAUCUUCCUGCCACUGAGUUGACAGAUGAAAUUAAGAAUGACCUCCAGGUGAUUCAGUUCAGAAAAGCCUUAGAUCCCAAACGUUUCUACAAGAAGAAUGACCUAAAAACCUUGCCCAAGUACUUCCAGAUCGGAACUAUUGUUGAGUCUCCAGCUGAUUUUUACCACUCCCGAGUUCCAAAAAAAGAACGCAAGAGAACCAUAGUAGAGGAGCUCCUAGCAGAUGCUGAGUUUAAAAAAUAUAAUAAGAAAAAGUAUGCCGAAAUAAUGGCCAACAGACCUCAGCGACAUAAAGGAGCACUUAAACAUAUGAAAAGACUGAAGAAAAGAAAAUAGAUUUUUACCAGUGAAUUAAUGGAAAAUUCUCUUAAAUUUGAAAUAAAGUAUUUUGCACCAUACC